Mercurialis annua (annual mercury) is the source of this 1678-nucleotide messenger RNA. Its product is annotated as transcription initiation factor IIA large subunit-like. Bases 165 to 1388 code for a protein of 407 amino acids. The transcript is spliced from 11 exons. Lineage: Eukaryota; Viridiplantae; Streptophyta; Magnoliopsida; Malpighiales; Euphorbiaceae. Gene Ontology annotation, biological process: transcription by RNA polymerase II; transcription initiation at RNA polymerase II promoter. Gene Ontology annotation, cellular component: transcription factor TFIIA complex. The record is from RefSeq and is a predicted model, not a curated record.
CUUUAUUCUUUUUUCUAGUCCGCUUCUCUCUCCUCUCUCUUUCAUCUCUCUGUACCCCCAAAUUUUUCGAAAUUCUCAAACCCUAGAUACAUUCAAUUUCAUCUAAUCUCAAUAACUUGUCGAAUUGACAGUUUUUAAUUCGAUUUCAUCCUUAAUCGGAGAACAUGGCGGCGUCAGCAUCGGCGGCGACAACCAGCACGGUUUAUAUUCAGGUCAUAGAAGACGUCGUUAGCAAGGUGCGCGAUGAGUUCAUGAUUAACGGUCCUGGAGAGAAUGUCCUCAACGAACUACAAGCAAUUUGGGAGCUGAAGAUGAUGCAAGCUGGAGUGGUGUGCGGUCCGAUUGAGAGGUCGUCGGGUAUUAAUAAGCCGGUGCAUGACCUUAAUGUGCCGUAUGAAGGGACUGAGGAGUAUGAGACUCCUACUGCUGAUAUACUCUUCCCUCCUACACCAAUGCAAACUCCUCUUCCUACACCACUGCCAGGAAGUGCGCAGACACCUUUGCCUGGUACUGCACAGACUCCUUUGCCUGGAACUGCUCAGACACCUUUGCCAGGAAGUGUGGACAACUCUUCUAUGUAUAACAUUUCCACUGGACUUACUAGUGAGUAUGCAACACCUGUAAGUGAUAUCGGUGGCGGUGCUGAAUCUAGAGCUGGAAGGCCUAGUCCAUAUAUGCAACCUCCUUCUCCCUGGAUGAAUCAAAGGCCUCCUCUUGAUGUUAAUGUCGCUUACGAGGAAGGGCGGGAGGACGCUGACAGAGGAAAUUCUCAUCAAUCCUUGACGCAGGACUUCUUUAUGGGGCCUCCUGGUAAGCGUAAACGCGAAGAUUUUGCUACACAAUAUAACAAUGGCGGAUUCAUACCACAGCAGGAUGGAGCUGGGGAUACACCCUUUGAGGCAAGCAAAGGUAAUGAUCCUCAUGGUAGACGUGGUACAACCAUAACUGCAGAUAUUGAGAUCUUACCUAAUGUGGCAAGGCGAGGCUUCAAAAUUUCUCAACUGGAUGGCCCCAUACCUGAUCCUUAUGAGGAUGUGCUUUCAACUCCAAAUAUGUACAAUUAUCAAGGUGGUGUAAAUGAAGAUUACAACAUUGCAAACACGCCAGCUCCUAAUGAUAUGCAGGCAAGCACUCCUGCUGUAAUGCCUCAAAAUGAUUUGUUAGAUGACGACGAUGAUGAGCCUCUGAAUGAAGACGACGACGACGAUGAUGAUUUAGAUGAUGUUGACGAAGGGGAGGACAUGAACACUCAGCAUUUGGUUUUGGCUCAAUUCGAUAAGGUGACUCGGACCAAGAGCCGGUGGAAGUGCACUCUCAAGGAUGGCAUCAUGCACAUAAACAACAAGGACAUUCUCUUUAAUAAGGCAACAGGAGAAUUUGACUUCUGAUUUUGUUAGAGAAAUGUCUUGCUAUCAACUUAGCUUUUGGCAUUAAAUGAAAAAGGAAAUUUACGAGCUAUCGAUGGAUCUUCCAUGGUUGCUGUUCAGUGAGGUGCUUUUGAUGGUGGGCGUAAUGUACAUAAAGGAAGAGUUUUUUUUUUGUAAUUUUUUUGGGGUCCUCCAGUUUCUGUAAUGGAUGGUAGUAGCUUCAGAUUUUCUUCAAAUUUUACCAUUACUUAUGAAGUUUGUAAUUUUAUUUGUACCAUACCAAUUAGGAAUAACAUUGAUUUUGGUGAUUA